Messenger RNA from Lethenteron reissneri (Far Eastern brook lamprey), 5753 nucleotides. Its product is annotated as paired amphipathic helix protein Sin3b-like. The record is from RefSeq and is a predicted model, not a curated record. Gene Ontology annotation, molecular function: transcription corepressor activity. Lineage: Eukaryota; Metazoa; Chordata; Hyperoartia; Petromyzontiformes; Petromyzontidae. Gene Ontology annotation, biological process: negative regulation of transcription by RNA polymerase II. Gene Ontology annotation, cellular component: chromatin; Sin3-type complex.
CCUCAAUAGAAUAACAAUGAUCAACCUCUUGGUCCACCUCAAUAGAAUAAACAUUAUCAACCUUGACGUCCACCUCAAGGGCCGAAGAGAGGAUGGAGUCCGAUGCCACCGAGAUCGCGUCCACACCGCCCAUCCUGGAGGUGGAGCAGGCUCUGGAGGUCCUGUGCCGCGUGAAGCGCCGCUUCUCGCAGGAGCCGGACAUAUUUUGCUCCUUCCAGGACGCCAUGAGGGCCUUUCACGCUCCCAGCGUGGACCCGUGCGUGGCGCUAGCGCGAGUGGCGUCGGUGCUGUCCGGGCACCCCGACCUCAUCGCUGCGUUUAACUCUUUCCUCCCGCCCUCGUACCGCCUACGUGACCCGGGCCGCACGAAACCAACGAUGGCGACGACGAUAACACGGGACGUGACGGUGACGCCGAGUCCGGGAGACGGUGGCGUACGUCUCAAAGGGAAGGGGCGCAGCAGCGACACGGGAGAGAAAGCAGGCGUGGGCGUCGCAGCAGACGAGAGCUCGGAGUCGGGAGACACGAGGCUGGGAGCGACACAAAGCGGGGACACGGCGCUGAGCAUCGCAGCCUCCGGCAGUGGUGCAGUAGUUGCAGCUGUGCCUCCUGAUAAAGCCCCGGGUGGUGCAGGCUCAUGCAGCAUAGGUGCAGGUAGCCCCAAUGAAGGUAGCACAGGUGUUUGCCGUGAUGGAGGCGGCGGUGCAGCAGUAGGCGGGGAGAGAGGUGGUGGUCUACAUAUGGGAAGUGAUGGUGGUGGUGGUAGUGAGUGUGUGAGGGUGGAGGAAAGCAGUCGCACAUCUGUGGAGGCAGGUGGCAGUCUAUGUAAGGGCAGUGAUGGAAGUGAUAGGGUGAAAGCGGAGGAAACCAGUCGCACAUCUGUGGAGGGAGGCGGUAGUCUUCACAGGAGCAGUGAUGGUAGUGGUAGUGUAUGUGUGAGAGCGGAGGGAAGCAGUAGCACAUCUGUGGAGGGAGGCGGUAGUCUUCACAGGAGCAGUGAUGGUAGUGGUAGUGUAUGUGUGAGAGCAGAGGAAACCAGUUGCACAUCUGUGGAGGGAGGCAUUACCCUACACAGGGGCAGUGAUGGUAGCGGUAGUGUAUGUGUGAGAGUGGAGGAAACCAGUCGCACAUCUGUGGAGGGAGGCAGUACUCUACACAGGAGCAGUGAUGGUAGUGGUAGUGUAUGUGUGAGAGCGGAGGUAGGCGGUAGUCUACACAGCAGCAGUGAUGGUAGUGGUAGUGUAUGUGUGAGAGCGGAGGUAGGCAGUACCCUACACAGCAGCAGUGAUGGUAGCGGUAGUGUAUGUGUGAGAGCGGAGGAAACCAGUAGCGCAUCUGUGGAGGGAGGCGGUAGCCUACACAGGGGUGGUGAUGGCGGUGGUAGUGUGUGUAUGAGGGCAGAGGGAAGCAGGAGCACGGCUGUGGUUGUAGAGGGAGGUGGUGCUGCGGUUGUGCGCGGGGAGGAGGGAGCUGAUGGUUCCAGCUCGCGUCCCUCCGGGUUCUCAGCGGCAGCGGCGCUGGUGAGCGCGGUAAAGGCGCGAUUCCUCCUCCGCCCGGACGUGUGCCGCCGCUUCCUGCACGUGCUGCACACCCAUCAGAACCAGUGGGAUGCGUCGCGUGAGGAGGGUGCGCCUUGUUGCGAUGCGCGUCUCGGUGUGCGCGAGUGCGAUGGGGACGAGGUGCCUGGGGGCGCGCGUGAGGCUGUGCCCGAUGGCGAAGGUGAAGGUCUGGGUGAGGUUGAGUGUGCGGGUGGCGAUGGUGAUGAGAGCGAGGGUGAGUGGGAGGGUGAGCGCUGCGAGGCGCUGUCUCGCCGGGAGGUGUGUGCCCAGCUGUGCGAGCUGCUCAAGGGGGAGGAAGACCUCCUCGUUGAGUUAAAGAAGUUCCUGCAAGUUGACCAGGGCUCGGACUCGCCGGCUGGGGACGCCGGCGACAGCCGCGGUGCGGUUGCCAAGAGGCGAGCGCCAACACCGGGGCCUGAACCAGCGUCGGGGCCAGUUGCCGCCAAGCGACCAAGGAUGCCGAGCCUGCGCGACCCAAGUCUGGCAGCUGCCGGGAUGCACGGGACGCUGCGUGAGAUCUCCUUCUUCGACCGGGUGCGCUGUGCGCUGCACAGCCCUGAGGUGUAUGAGAACUUCCUGCGCUGUGUUCAGCUCUUCAACCACAACCACGUGUCUCCCUCGGCACUGCUGGACAUGGCUCGGCCAUUCCUGGGGAAGUUCCCGGAGCUGCUGGUGGAGCUGCGGAACCUCCUGGAGGACGUGCGGUCGGAGGGUGCGGGUUUGGGCGCGGUGCCGGGUGUUGUUGCCACGGAGACUGGGGCUCGAGGCUGCGGUCGGCGCGUCGGCCCAAGUUACCGGUCCCUGCCGGAGACGUACGAGCAGCCGCGCAGCAGCACGCGCACGGCGCUGUGCCGCGAGGUGCUGAACGACACAUGGGCAUCGUUCCCAUCGUGGUCCGAGGACUCGACGUUCGUGAGCUCCAAGAAGACGCACUUCGAGGAGAGCAUCUACCGCUGCGAGGAUGAGCGCUUCGAGCUGGACGUGGUGCUGGAGACGAACCUGGCGACGGUGCGGGUGCUGGAGAGCGUGCUCAAGCGGCUGGCGCGGCUGCCGGCCGAGGAGCAGGCGCGCUUCCGCCUGGACGACGCGCUGGGCGGCUCCUCCGAGGUGGUGCACCGCAAGGCGCUGCAGCGCGCGUAUGGGGAGCGCGGGGCGACCGACAUCGUCGCCGCGCUCAAGCUCAACCCGGCCGCCACCAUCCCCCAUGUGCUCAAGAGGCUGAAGGCGCGCGAGGACGAGUGGCGCGAGGCUCAGCGCGGGUUCACGCGGCUUUGGCGCGAUCAGGGCGAGCGCUUCCAGGUUCGCUCCCUCGACCACCGCGGCAUCACCUUCCGCUCGGCCGACACCAAGGCGCUGCGCACCAAGGCCCUCGUCAACGAGAUCACGGCCCUGCGCGACGAGCGUGUGGAGCAGCAGGGCGGUGUGCAUGUCGGCGCUGUGCGUGGAGGGGCGGCGCUCGCCGGGCCUCACCUGUGCCUGCAGUAUGCCGACCGCUCCGUGUUGCCCGAUGCGGCCGCACUCAUCCUGCACCAGGCACGGCACCAGGCCGGUCUGCGGGGCGCGGAGCUGAGACGCGCAGCAAAGAUCCUCCUGUUCCUGCUGCCAGACGUCCUCUUCACGGCCCGCGCGGACGCCUCGCUCAUCCCACAGGAUGACAGCGACGAGGAUGAGGAGGAGGAGGCGGCUGGUGCUGCUGGAGGAAGCGGCGGUGGCGGCAGCGGUGGCGGAGCAGCGGAGGCCGAGGGCGCCGGCAGCGGCGAAGACGGGCGGUGCCGGGAAGAGCGCCGGUGCCGUAUGGUGGAGCGUGGAGAGCGGCCCAUCGGCCUCCGUGAGCGGCCCAGCCCCACCGUGUCCGACGGGGGAGCCGCACGCGACGCCGGCGAGCAGCGAGGAUCCGGCGGGGAGCAGCGGGGAGGCAACUUGGAGCAGCGGGGAGGCAACUUGGAGCAGCGAGGGAACGUCCCGGAGCAACGAGGUGCCAGUUCGGAGCAGCGAAGGGCCAGCGGGACCAGCGCGGAGCAGGAGGGAGACUUUGCGACCAGCUCCCUGGAGCAGGCUCGCGAGCUGAGCGCUGUGGACGGCGUGUACACGCUGCUGUUCGCCAACACCAGCUGGUACGUCUUCCUGCGCCUCCACCAGCUGCUGUGCGCCCGCCUGCUCGCCAUCCGCUCCGAGACGAGCACCGCCACACCCGGCCUCAGCAGGGAGCAGAGGGAAGUGCGGCGGGACGAUGCUGACCGAGGCGGCGCCGACAGGGACGGGGCGAGUGCCGGAGACGGCGGCACCGUCACCGCCGCCGCCGGCGUCAGCGCCGGGGAGGGGACUCGUCGCUCGUCCGCGGCGGAGCUGUGCGGCCCCGCGUCGACGACGGCCCCGGACGGGCCGGACGGACACUACGGCGCGUUCCUGCGGCACGUGCGCGACCUGGUGGACGGGCAGCUCGAGGCGCCCGAGUACGAGGAGCGGCUGCGCGAGGCCUACGGCGUCACGGCCUACGUGGCCUACAGCAUGGACCGCCUCCUGCAGAACGCCUGCCGCCAGCUUCAGCACAUGGUGUGCGACGAGGCGUGCGCCGGCGUGCUGGCGCUCUACCUGGACGGGUGCCGGGGCGGCGCGAGCGGGGGGGUCCUUGCCUCCCAGGCCGUGCGGGCGCCGCUCGAGGCCUCGUACCAGCGGCAAGCACGGCGCCUCCUGCCCGACGAGCACUGCUACAAGGUGAUGUUCGUGAAGACCGACGGCUGUGUGCUCAUGACCAUGGAGCUGUUGGAUGUGGAGGAGGAUUCUCCAGUCGACCUGCAGGAAAUACAGAAGUGGAGCGACUACGUGCAGCGCUACGCGGGGUCCGUGGAGACGUCCCCCGUCGUGGCGUCGCGAGCCCCCAUCUUCCUCGGGAGGAACCUGUGGGCUGGCGGGUCGCGCACCCGCACCCCGCCCGGCGGGAGCCGCGUGGUUUUCUCGGAGGGGCUGCGCUGCAGCUUCCGCCCGCGCUCGUUCCGCAUGCUCUACGUGAUACACUCGGAGGACGUGCUGUACCGGCGCGGUGCGCUGCGCGCCGCCAGGCAGACGCUGACGGCCUGCUCGGAGAGGCGGCGCAGAGCGUUCAGGAGGUUCGUGCGGACCUGGCGGGAGAGGAGGGCGAGCCGGGCCGAGGCGGAGGGCGGUCGCGUCGCGUAGCCUCCCGCGUUCCCGUGACCCUCGCCACGUUCCAUUCAACUCCCGCCGACGCCACCCACGCCCCGGGUGCCUUCAGUGGGCACACACACCAUGCGCCCCGCUAAUAUUACCCACAAUAUUCAAACCACCCACGCAGCACAUAAGGUCACGCCACCUGCACUACCAUCAUGCACACCACACCGGCACCACGGGUGGAGUGUGUGGUCACCGCAUCGCGUGCGGUCAGAUGCGCUUUUGCGGUCGUCUGGAACGCUCGUCCUUCUGAUAUUAGGAAGCCAUUGGGAGCUGCGCACUUUUGCAUCCAGAUUGAAAUCUCAUUUAUUUAGAACUGCUUUUUGUAGUUUGUCCUUCCCCCGCACCUCCGAUUAGCACGGUUGUCUAUGUAUGGUGCGAAAGAAAUUCAACAUGUGUACAUACAUACCACCAUCUAAAAUAGAGGUGUUUUUUUGGGGUUAGAUCGCGUAAAUAUAUUAAAGGGUUGUCACAUAACAACCCUUACUGACAACCCUUACUAGUUGGCUGUGUCGGGUGGUGGCAGGUUUUAACGACACAUUUAUAUAUUUACGCGAUCUCACCCCCCAAAAAAACCUCCCUCUAUCAUGGAUGAUAUUGGUCGCGAAAGCCUACGUGUUCAACAUACCACCCUCUCUUAUGCCUUUCCACGCUACCCACGUCUCCUAUACCAACCCGACAUCACCUACAUCUCUAAUCGCCCGUCCCGCCGACACCUCCCGCUUCUCUCCCGCGUGCCUUGGAUGGUGGCUCCAUCCCGCUGAAGGUGCCCCACCCCGUGCCGCGCGAGUUCUGAGCGAGUGUGGGCAAUGUUUGUACCUUCACCCGGAGCCGCCGCUCCUACGCAGAGACGCCAGCUGCACCCACGUCCAUUUAAUUCGCUCGUUGAGAGCUCAAUACCUGCACUGUGUAAAUAUAUAUGAACGUGUACAACUGUUGUGUUGUUUUAUAAUUGUUAACCCGUGUUGUCUCGGUGUUUCUAAACUAAUUAAAACAACUUGCCAACGG